Molecule: messenger RNA, 6330 nt
Organism: Sorex araneus (European shrew)
Lineage: Eukaryota; Metazoa; Chordata; Mammalia; Eulipotyphla; Soricidae
Gene: TMEM132B
Product: transmembrane protein 132B
Exons: 9
Coding region: 208-3426 (1072 amino acids)
Source: RefSeq, a predicted model, not a curated record
GGGCGCGGGGCCGCGGGGGCCGCGCGACUCGGGCCAAGUGCGGGGCGGCGGGCGAGGGCGCGCGGCGCUGAGCGCGGCCCGGGCGGGGGAGCGCGCGGAGGCCGCCGAGGAAGCGCCGCGUCUCCGGAGCCGCGACAUGCCGGGCGCUCGCGCCUAGCGCCGGGCCCGCCGGCGACCGAGCCCCCCGCGCCCCCCGCGCCCAGGACCAUGCGGGCCCCGCGCCGGGCGCCGCCGCCGCUCGGGCUCCUGCUGGCGCUCACGGCGCUCCCGUGCCCAGCGGCCGAGGAGAGCCCCCCGCGCCCCCCCCUGCCCGCCUUCCUGCCCAGCAGCCUGCGCGUGCUGGACGCCGAGGAGGCCUUCUUCCUGCGAGAGCCCCCGCAGGGCCCGACGCGCAACGCCAGCCUGCAGGCCCGCGCCCAGCCCUUCUUCGUGCACCGCGCCCGCGUCCCGCCCACGGUCAACGCCAGCUACGGCCCCUUCUCGGCCGAGGCGCCGGUGCCGCCCGAGUUCCUGGUGCCGUCCACGCCCUUCGGGGCGGCGCGGAAGCUGCCCUUCAACUGGCAGCUGAAGGCCCACAUCCUGGACAGCGCCAUCUACUCCAACCGGCCCAAGGUGCAGACGCUGUUCUACGUGGCCGGCAUGGACUGGGCGGACGCCGCGCCCGAGCAGGACCUGCCCUGCGUGCGCAUGUCGGCCUUCCCCGAGGCGCGGGAGGUGGCGGCCAGCUGCCGGCUGCAGGGCACGCCCGGGCUGUGCGUGGCCGAGCUGGAGCUGCUGCCCGAGUGGUUCAGCUCGGGGCUGGACCUGGAGCCGGCCGAGGAGAUCCCCCCCGUGCUGGGCGGCUCGGCCAUGGAGCUGUUCUUUGCCAUCCACCCCGCGGGCCCGGCUGGCGAGUGCCCGCUGCAGGAGGGCGCCCGGUGGGAGAACAACAUCCACGCCGACCCCGAGGCGCCCCCGCCCGCCGCGCCCGCCCGCCAGCGCAUCGGCAGCGUGGUGGUCUACCCCACCCAGGACGACCUGCGCUGGUCGCUGCUGCACCUGGACCGCAACCUGGCCCUCUCUGUGCCGCUCAACCUGGUCCGGGAGGGGGACACGGCCACCUUCCUGGUGUCGCUAACUGGCAGCUCCAGGGCCGACCACUUCACGCUUAGAAUCAAGGCGGUGGCCGGCGUGAGGCUCACGGCCGUGAGAGUGAGCGGCAGCGCCCAGUGGGCCGUGCAGGAGGAGAUCGAGCGCGACGGGGAGCAGACGACGGCCACGCUCACCUGCGUCGGCCGCCUCCCGGACCCCCAGAGCAGGGUGAACGGCUCCCUGUACGAGUUCCUGCAGGUGGACUUCGGGGUGGACAACAGCAGCGAGGUGGCGGGCGCCCAGCAGAUCACCUGGCAGGUGCAGUACCCGGCGGAGGACGCGGCCAGCGACCUGGUGGUCUCCGAGAUCUUCGUCAGCCAGUCGUCCUUCGUGGGCAUCGUGCCCCUGGCCAUGGACACGGAGCUGCUGAACACGGCCGUGCUGACCGGCAGGCCCGUGGCCAUGCCCGUGCAGGUGGUGGCCGUGGAGGAGGACGGGGCCGUGGUCCGCGUGGUGGAGGACGUGGAGUGCAGGUCGGCCGAUGAGGACAUCAUCAAGGUCUCCAACACCUGCGACUCCGUCUUCGUGAACGGGAAGGAGAUGAAGAGCAGGGUGGGCGUCACCGUCACCUUCACGCACCAGCACUUCUCCUCCCAGCUGGAGGUCACCGUGUGGGCCCCCCGCCUGCCCCUGCAGCUGGACGUCUCCGACACGGAGCUGAGCCAGAUCAAGGGCUGGCGGGUCCCCGUGGGUGCCAACAGGAGGCCCACCCGGGAGAGUGAGGACGAGGAGGACGAGGAGAGGAAGGGCCGGGGGUGCUCGCUGCAGUACCAGCACGCCACCGUGCGAGUCCUCACCCAGUUCGUGGCCGAGUCGCCGGACCUCGGGCAGCUGAGCUACCUGCUGGGCCCGGACUGGCAGCUGGACGUCACCGACCUGGUGACCGAGUCCAUGAAGGUGGAGGAGCCAAAGGUCGCUCAGUUCCAGGACGGCCGGACGCUGGUGGGGCGGGAGCCGGGCAUCACAACGGUGCAGGUCCUCUCCCCGCUCUCCGACUCCAUCCUGGCCGAGAAGACGGUCAUCGUGCUGGACGACCGCGUGACCAUCGCGGAGCUGGGCGUGCAGCUGGUGGCCGGCCUGUCGCUGUCCCUGGAGCCUCACCGGGCCGAGCGGCGGGCGCUGGUGGCCACGGUGGCCGCGCAGGACGUGCUGCAGGCGCCCCGGCAGGAGGCCCUCGUCAGCUCCUGGGUCUUCUUCAGCGACGGCUCGGCGACGCCCCUCGACAUCUACGACCCCAAGGACUUCUCGGUGACGGUCACCUCGCUGGACGAGAUGGUGGUGUCCGUCCCAGUGGACCCGCAGCCCCGGUGGCCGGUGGUGGCGGCGGAGGGGGAGGGGCAGGGGCCGCUGGUCAAGCUGGAGAUGACCAUCAGCGAGGCCUGCCAGAAGACCAAGCGGAAGAGCGUCCUGGCCGUGGGCCGAGGGCACGUCCGGGUCAAGUUCGAGCCCGACUCGCGGGACACCAACGCCAUCGAGGGCGUGGGCCGGGAGUACCAGGACCACCUCAGCAACUCCAUCGAGCGCCAGGGCGGCCCCGAGAGGGCGGUGCAGGAGCGGGCCCCGCACGGCGCCCCCGCCGGCCCAGAGGGCCGCGCCAACGGGAGCGCCCCGGCCUGGGUGCCCGGGGAUGGGCCGAGGAAGAAGGGCCAGGGCGGGGGCCCCGACGCCGUGACCGGCCUCCCCGGGCAGGCGCGGUCCCCCGGCCCCGACAGCCCCGGCGACCUGACGGUGAGCGCGCGGGGGCUGACGGACCUGGAGAUCGGCAUGUACGCGCUGCUGUGCGUCUUCUGCCUGGCCAUCCUGGUCUUCCUGGCCAACUGCGUGGCCUUCGCCUGGCGCUACCGGCACAAGCGGCUGGCCGUGAGCGAGCAGGGCGGCCACCCGCACUCCCACGACUGGGUGUGGCUGGGCAACGAGGUGGAGCUGCUGGAGAACCCGGUGGACGUCACGCUGCCCUCGGACGAGGCGCUGGCGCUGGGCGAGCGGGCGCUGCAGUACGAGGAGCGCGACUUCCUGCUGGACGGCCCCCAGAAGGCCUUCCCCGGGCCGCUGCUGGGCCCCGCCGACUACGCCUACGACAAGGACGCGGCGCUCGAGCCCCUGCACCCGCCCGGCCCCAAGCGGAAGCGGGUCAAGUUCACGUCCUACACCACCAUCCUGCCCGAGGACGGCGGCCCCUACACCAACUCCAUCCUGUUCGACGGCGACGACGGCAUCAAGUGGGUGUGCCCGGACGUGGGGCUGGCCGACCCCCAGGGCCUGCGGGACUACAUGGGCCUGCAGGAGCGGCUCUGACCGUGCCUCGUGUGUCUUCACCUUGAUGCCUUCUGGGGGGCCCGCGGGAGCGUCUCGGGGGCCGCCCGGCUCCCGCCCCGCAGGCCCGAGCGAGUCGCCCACGGACCAGCGGCCACUGGCCCCGGAGCGGCCUCUGACGCUGUUUUCUACUCACGACCCUGUAAAGCACAGCGGGCGUGUCCGGGCGCGGCUGAGCGCAGAUGCCUGGGGAGGGGGCCGGGGCGGCCCGCUAUUUUUUUUUUUAUAUGAUUUUGAACCCCUCCCUGGCUCCUUUGACCCUGGAGUUGUUUCUGACACUCGAGGGGAGACGGCCCCGUUAUCAUCUGGGCCAUGUACGGACGCGGCCGGCGGGACCCGCCGUUCUCUCCCGCCUCCGGGCGUCGCUCCUCCGUCCUCCAUUUGUUGCUGGACGUCGUGUCCGAGGGACGGGCCUUCCCUCCCCCUUCUCGCUUCCCACGCCAAGCCCCCGAGGCGGACAGAGGUUGUGAGCCACAGACGUUUUCUUUUCUGUUCCUGCUUGUUGGAGACUCGCGGGGGGUGGGGGGCGUUCCCGAGGCAGAGACCUUGACAUAUCUGUAUUUAUGCUCCGUGGCCCCACGGCCCAUUACCCGAACUGAAAUCUAAACGUAGAAUCAAUACCCCGGAUAACGCUAGGGAAACCGCAGAGAAAACCGUCCAGUUCCCAGACCAGCCCCCCCCCCACCCCGUACACAGAAUAAUGUUCCUGCGUCUCCGCAGAAACGUCGUCACUCAUCUCCAGCAGGACCUGGACAAGGUAGGGGGAGCGGACAAGGUAGGGGGAGCUCGGGUGAACAGUCACGGUCCCCCGGCCCCAGCUGCGUGCAGUCGACCUCCCCGGAUCCCGAGCGGCCGUAGAGGAAAGCCCGAGCGCCCACGUGUCCACAGGCGAGGGAAGAGAAGUCAAAGCGUUUCGAGGAUGCCCGAAGGUUCUCCGGAGGAGCAUGGCCCGACGGGGCCCGGCCUGGGUUUACUAGUGGGAGACGGGCGGGCUGGGGGGCGGGCUCGUCAUGACUGUUCCCCCAACACUGGCCUCUUUCCGAAACCGCCCCGAAGGGCAAGGGGUUGCCAGGACCCCGAGGGCAGCCAGGGGCGGUCAGCCUGUCUGUCCCCUCAGCAGGCUCCCGCCCCCCGUUCCGCCGGGGUCCCUCCCUUGCAGGGGUGCAGCCCCGAGACUGGUGUGGGGAUUGGGCCCGCAGCUGAGGGGGCGUCCCGAGCCUUUGGUCCGUCUGCAGCAGGAAUCCCGAGACCCUGCUUCACCCUUGGCGGCUGCCCAGGGGAGGCGGCGCCUCGGAAUUGGGGUCCCAGGAGCCAGGGGUAGGGGGUCCUCAGUGGCUUCGGCUGCUCCUGCACGGACCAAAGAGUGAGGAGGCCACGGCCAGUCUUGCCACGGAGCCUCAGCCGCAUCUCCUGGCUGUCAGCCACGGCCCCCUGGAGCAGCCCAGGCUGCGGUGCCGGCAAGAGGGACAAAGAUGGCUCCUGUCCCCAGUGCUCGGCCACGGGGAGCGAUGGGUGAGGCUGGAGGCCCGGACCAGCCCGGACACGGCUGCUGGGCGCUGAGAGAGCCGUCAGCCCCACCCCUGAGUCGAACAGAGGGUCAGGACUGAGGGGUCUCUCCUUCCAGCACAUGUUCAUGUGCACACACACACACAUGCACACACAUAUACAUGCACACAUUCUCAUGCACACACAUAUACAAAUGUACACACACAUGCACACCAUACAUACAUACAUGCACACAUACAGACAUGCACACACUCAUGUACACACUCAUACACAUGCACACACAGUCCUGCCUGCACACACGUGCACACACGUGCACUCCUGCAUAUGCACACACAUGCACUCUUGCACAGACAGGCGUGAGCCGGGGAGCAGCUUUUAGUGGGACCCCCGCAGCUGCCCACAGGCGGGCACGGGCUCUGCCAGGCUCCACCAGCCACUGAGGUUUCUGCCCCGUUUCCGCUGAGUGGGAGCGUGAAUGGUAUCAUCUGCGUGUUCCCUGUCGGUGAGCAGAGGGACACACGCCCGGCGUCGGGCUGAGACGGGCGGCUCUGUCGCCCCUGAGACCGGGGCAGCCUGUGGGGGCGGACUCCGGGGCCCCUGCUGCGGUGUGGCGAGGGGCCUGUGGGCACGGGAAGGGCUGAGUUGGGGCACCUGCUGUGGUGUUGGACUUGGGGGAGGCGGGAGGAGAAGGUUCCGGAAGCUCGUACCCACCCUGCCCUGCGCCCCGGGGGGAGGCUCUGGAAGCUGGGAGCUUUUCUCCAGGAAGCCGGGCCGGCGGGCGCAGCCGGGGCACCCGGGAAAGGCGGCCUCCUGGGGCAGCGAGGCCGGGUCUGUGGGACUGGACGCUCGGCCGACCCGGCCACCACAGAGAGGGGCCCGCUGGGGCCGCUCGGCCACGGGGCGUCCACGCACUGUCUGAAUUGUCCCGGCUCCCCGUCCCCGCGCCACACGGGCCCCGCCUGCUGCAGCCAGGCCUGGCCCCACGGGAGGGGCGGCCCUGCGUCAGCCCCAGAGGCCGUGUGGUGUGGCGCCCAGCUGCCCGCUGGGUCUGCGGACGACCCCGGCCUCCCUACCCCUGCGCCCCAUGCCUCCCCUUUUCCCUUGUUUUUAUUUUUUUUGGUCUGGAAAUAUUUCUGAAAUAAAGUGACUUCAUUUUCCAGUAUAAAGGUAUAUUCUAACCACAGGGUAACUCGUCAUUUUUAACAUGGAAAUAAACCUUGAACCUCACUCCCGGCUGCUUCGUUCUUACCUCGACAGCCCCUUCUAAUUUCCGCAUCUGUAAGAUCCUUACGCAUUUUUACCUUUUCUUAGCCAGAGAUGGAAAUAAUUUUGGUGCAGCAAUAAAUGGAAACAAACAAGUUUCUCAAAGAGUUGCAUGUA